This is a messenger RNA of Nematolebias whitei (Rio pearlfish), 531 nucleotides long. RefSeq names its product cytochrome c oxidase subunit 8A, mitochondrial. NCBI's taxonomy places the organism in Eukaryota, Metazoa, Chordata, Actinopteri, Cyprinodontiformes, Rivulidae. The transcript is spliced from 2 exons. Gene Ontology annotation, cellular component: mitochondrion. Gene Ontology annotation, biological process: mitochondrial electron transport, cytochrome c to oxygen. The coding region runs from base 86 to 298 and encodes 70 amino acids. The record is from RefSeq and is a predicted model, not a curated record.
AUCACUUCCUUUCAGCGUUAUACCUGCGCUUUUCGUUGAAAGACAACUUCAGUCAUCGAAAGAGAUAAAACCCGAUUUUUGAAAAAUGCCAGUGUUUCUGAGGACCAUCGCCCGCCGUGCUGCUCCGGUUCUGCGUAGCAACAGCGUCACGCAGACUGCGAACCUUUACUCCAGACCGGCGAAGGAGAAAAUCGGCCCCUUUGAAACUAUAAUUGCAAUUGGGCUGUUUGCCGGCGCUAUCCUGGGACCGUCUGGAUGGGUCCUGUCCCACCUUGAGGACUACAAGAAGAGAGAAUAAAUUGGACAUGUAAACUGUCAAACCUCUGUCUCGUCCUGGGACCAUCGUCGUAAAGAUCCACAGCAGAGAAGAACCUGGAUCAAAUUUUAUUGUCGUCUCUUCUACCUCUAACAGUUCAACUCAACAUCCCACUUCUCUCAAAAUGAUGACUCUGAAACUUGAUGCUUUGAAAAUUGUAUUGAACAUCUUCCUCAUAAGGAGUAUGUUACAUAAUUAAAAUAUAAAACACAAAA